GCUUAAAUAUAAUUCCUUGGUCUUGAUGGUGGGAAACAUUGCACAAACACCGCCACUAUAGUUGUGAAUUCAGAUCAAGAUCACAUUACUCCUUGUUGAGAAGAGAAUCCUGAUUCCUUAUGUCCCCUUCAACCCUAUAUAUACUUACCAAAUGCUUAACGUGAGACAUCACAACUUUCUUCAGUCACAUAGUUCUUCAUCUGCAAACCCCUUCUCCAACAAGAAAAGAGAAAAAAUGGCAUUCUCACCUUUGAGGUCAAAAGCCCUUCACCAUGGCCGUUCCCUUAGCUUUCCUUCUAAAUUAAAUCCAGCUACAUCUCAGUUUGAAGAAAACUUGUCCGCUUUAAAAGGUUCUGAGGCCUGCUGUUCUUCAUUGUCAUCAAUGAACAACAGAAUAAAUGGCCUUAAGAACUUGUACAAAACCAUUGAUGAUUUGCUUCUGUUGCCUCACAUUCAACAGAUCAUUUCACUAGAAUCCCAAGAGAAAUGGGUCGACCAAGUCUUGGAUGGUUACAUUACGCUUUUGGAUGCUUGCACAACAGCCAAAGAUCUCUUCUCACACACAAAGCAUGGCGUACAAGAGCUACUUUCUGCUCUGAGGAGAAAAGAUGUGCAUGGGAUCCACUGGUAUCUAAACUCCAGAAGGAAGUGGAAAAAAAUUAUCCAAAAGUCUUUGAAAGAUUUAAGGAGUUUCAAAAGCAAAAACAAUGUUGCAUCCUUGGAAAACGACGACGAGGCCAUGGUUCUCGUAUAUAUGCUAAAAGAAACAGAAUCAGUCACCAUUACCAUGCUUGAAUCCUUGUUGUCCUAUUUAAGUGGGACUAAGGAUCAAGCAAGGCAAAGUGGCUGGUCAUUGGUAUCCAAGUUGAUUCAUUCAAAGAAAGCUUCCUUCCAAGGUGAAGGAAUGGAUGUCAAUGAAUUUCAGAAGAUGGAUGCUUUGUUGCAAGUAAGCCUAGAAGACAUACAUGUUGAGGAGGUUAUGGCCCGCUCAAAAGAGAUGGAGUCAAGCAUUCAGAAUCUUGAAGAAGAUCUAGAAUGCUUAUUCAGGCAGUUGAUUAAAACCAGAGUUUUCCUCCUCAACAUUCUCAACCACUAGGCUUUUCCCUCCUGAUGGGUUAAAAAGAUUUUGUUAUUCAGGAAAAAAAUAGGUGUCUAUACUUGUACAUGAAAAUAUACUUGUACAUUUCUUUUGAUGAUAAAUGGAAAAGAAACA
Sesamum indicum (sesame) is the source of this 1213-nucleotide messenger RNA. RefSeq lists its product as uncharacterized. Gene Ontology annotation, biological process: shoot system development; root development. The record is from RefSeq and is a predicted model, not a curated record. Lineage: Eukaryota; Viridiplantae; Streptophyta; Magnoliopsida; Lamiales; Pedaliaceae.